Pseudonaja textilis is the source of this 1834-nucleotide messenger RNA. NCBI's taxonomy places the organism in Eukaryota, Metazoa, Chordata, Lepidosauria, Squamata, Elapidae. The record is from RefSeq and is a predicted model, not a curated record.
AGGGGAACGGUGCGGCCUAGCAGUCAAACCCGCAGCCUGAGACAUCAAGGGAGCACGCUUGACCUGUGGGCGGGAAACAACGGAAAAAAGACCUUUAGAAGAAGAAGCCCCUUAAAAACGAUCCUGGAUCUCUGAAAACUGGGAAUCGGCAGCUGGAUUUCUGCACCCCAAAGAUGGGGGACCCGAAUGAACCCUGAUAAAAGAACCGGGUUUGAAGAAACCCCAGGACUCUGUUGAGAUCAGUGCACACAAAGUUUGCAGAGGAUGCCGUUGGUCAGCGGACUGGUUCCCUCUCGAUUCCUGGUCCUCACAGCUCAUCUGGUCAUUGUCAUCACCAUCUUCUGGUCCAGGGAAAACAAUGUCCGUGCUUCCCUCCCUCUUCAGUGUACACCAGAAGAAUAUGCCCGCCGAGACACCGAGAUGGUGGUGGCCUUGUCCGUCACUCUCGGGCUGUUUGCGAUAGAGCUGGCCGGCUUCCUCUCCGGGGUGUCCAUGUUCAACAACAUUCAAAGUCUGUUUUGUAUCCUUCUCAAAGAAUACGGGUGUUGGAAGAAACAUCCUUCUGGGUUCAGUUCCAAGCCAGAGAGGACCCUCACCAUCGAUGAUUUUGAGAUCGGGAGGCCGCUGGGCAAAGGGAAAUUUGGCAACGUUUACCUGGCCCGGGAGAAGAGCUCCAAGUUCAUUGUGGCGCUGAAAGUGCUCUUCAAGUCCCAGAUGGAGAAGGAAGGCGUGGAGCACCAGCUGCGGAGGGAGAUCGAGAUCCAGUGUCAUCUCAGUCACCCCAACAUUCUUCGCCUCUACAACUAUUUCCACGACAAGAAACGAGUCUACCUGAUCCUCGAAUACGCCCCUCGCGGCGAGCUCUUCAAGGAGCUACAGAAAUACCAGCGCUUUGAUGAGCAGAGAACGGCCACGUUCAUGGAAGAGCUGGCCGAUGCCCUCCAGUACUGCCACAAUAAGAAAGUGAUCCAUCGCGACAUCAAGCCUGAGAAUCUGCUGAUGGGCUUAAAAGGGGAGCUGAAGAUUGCCGACUUUGGCUGGUCGGUCCAUGCCCCCUCGCUCAGGAGGAAGACCAUGUGCGGCACUCUGGAUUACCUGGCCCCGGAGAUGAUCGAAGGCAAAGCCCACAACGAGAAAGUGGACCUCUGGUGCAUUGGGAUCCUGUGCUACGAGUUCUUGGUGGGGAAUCCGCCCUUCGAGAGCGAGAGCCACACCGAGACCUAUCAGCGGAUCGUGUCGGUGGAUCUCAGGUUCCCCCCCUUUGUGACAGAAGGCGCUCGGGAUUUGAUUGCGAAGCUGCUGCGUCACAACCCAUCCGAGCGUCUCCCGCUACGAGCCGUAAUGGAUCACCCUUGGGUGAAAGCCCACUCCAAGCGGGUGCUACCACCGGUCUUCAACCCGGAAUCCCCGAACUAACGUUGGAUACCCGGCUGAAUGAUGUCCCCAAUAUAGGGGGGCUGCUAUGUUUUUGUUUUGUGGUUUUUGCUUGCUAUCUCGAGGUUUUGGGGAGGGACAUCUUUUCUGGAUUGGAAACAUCCUUGCACCCCAAGAUUCGUUCUUGAAGAGCUGAUACAGACAGAAAUCUUGUUUCGGAGAGCUUGGAAAAUAAUGUGGGUGGCCACCGUCACCUGGACAGGCAGCUAUGUCUAGAUAUAGAAAUCCCCUUUGAUGUUUUGAUCUUGGCUGACCUUCUCCGUUGGGGUCGUCCCGGAUCUGUCACUGUGUGCAACUUCUUGCAAACCUGUUUUUUUCCAAGGAAUAAGCCUAUUAUUUCCCAAAACGGUAUGCCCCAUCUUAAUAUAUAGAGAACUGUUAGUAAUUGUAAUAAAACUUA